AUGAAGCCAGUAGAGACUCCUACUCCCGAUACGGCUAACAACAUCGUCCGUCUCGAGAGCGGCAGCUACACAACUUUAUAUCUCUUUUCCCGGGAACCGAGAACUGCACCGACAUUAAACAUCUCUCAUGACACCAGAAGAUCGAUCUCGGAUGUGAAUGGACAUUUCGAUCACGCUGUUGUAUACAUACAUCUUGUUCAUUUGAUUAGGAAAGUAAAAGAUGCGAGGUCCUUUUUUCUUUAUAUGGAAGCUGGAAGAGCAUUUAACCGCCCGAUAUGGAGUGGACUAGAGCCAGUCGAUUUCCGAUCACGAAGCGCAACGAUCCGUGAAUGGCUCACCGAAUGCGAAACGUCCCAUCCAAACUGUUGGAGGCCUCCGAAGCCAGACGUCCAGUUAGCAACACGUAUACUCGAUGUCCAAGAGCUUGAAACCGACCUUUACUCAAUCAAUCUCGUCUCAACUAAAGGAAUUGACUUGCACAGUAGACCUUACAUCGUCCUCACUCAUGUAUGGGGAGGUAUAGAGCUGCCUUGUAAGACGACUAAGAGCAACAUAGCGAAAUACUAUGACGAGGGCAUUGGUUUUGAUAAUCUUCCGAAGACUUUUCAAGAUGCCGUCCGCCUUACCGUAGCUAUUGGGUUCAGGUACCUUUGGAUAGACAGUUUGUGUAUCAUCCAAGAUGACACAGAAGAUUGGCAGCGAGAGAGUGCCAAGAUGGCAGCAAUCUAUGGUACAGGUACUAUUACUCUCUCUGCAACUAGUGCCGAAAAUAGCCAUGGAGGAUGUGGCCUAUCUCCAAAGAUUCAGUCCGUAACUCGAUUUUGCAGUACUGACCCCGGACGCCCUGACUUUGCCGUCAAGGAACAAGGUUUUUCUCUUCGUCAUCCCUCAAUCACCAGCAGAGGGGAGCUGCAUGAUGAACCGGUUUAUAAAAGAGCAUGGAUACUGCAAGAAAAGAUUCUCUCGCGUCGGGUUCUACAUGCUACCUACUCUCGAUUUGUGUGGAAAUGUAACGUAAUCACGGAGAGCGAAGAUGGCCUUGUGUACAACCAGAAAACAUAUUUGCCUCCGGGUAAAGCAUGGCGUACCUUGAAUAGAGGGUUUCCACAAGAGAUGCGCGAUGGUGGUCAUGAGGAACAAUAUGUCUUUGAGUUCGACUGGCGUUGGUGGAUUUACGCGACCGAUUACUCGAAGCGUGCCCUCACCCGUACGAGCGAUCAAUAUGCCGCCCUGGCUGGAAUUGUACAGUUUCAUCAAGACAUUUCGGGCGAUCGACCUGUGGUAGGUCUAUGGGAACGUCAUCUUAUAAUUCAUCUAGCAUGGGAAGUAAGGCGCGAUACUCAAGAGCAUAAAACGCCUCUAUAUGAGCCAGCUGAUCGUCGCCCAAGUUGGACAUGGAUGACGUUUACUCAUGGCAGCGUUGAACUAAGUCCAUAUUUUGUAUGGAGAUAUCUCGCAAAAAAUGAAUGGACACCAGAAAGUCUGGGUAUGGUGUAUCAAGCCCAAGUCUUGAGCACCGAUAUUAGGUGGAGCAGCGAGCCGUUAACAUCUGACCCGAGCGGCAGCACCGUCAGCAUUCGUGGGAUAAUGCGCCGCAUGCGAAAGCCAAAGCCCGUUCGAACCGCCAUGUAUAGUCCGUUAUGCCUAGACCCGGGAGUGUCUGACGAGAGGGGAGAAAAUGGCGAAUAUGACACAAUUGCUCUCUUCGCCUAUGGGCUUAGACCGGGUUUGACGAACCAAUCGCCAGUUGUAACGACUGUGUACUUAGUUGUUGAAGCGAUAGGGGAGAAACACGCAAGCACUUACAUGCGCAUUGGGUCGAUGCGUCUGACGGAAGAUUUUGAUUUGUAUAGUGGCCGAGUAUAUAGGCCUGAAGGUGUUGCAAUGGACAUCACCCUUGUCUAG
Bipolaris zeicola 26-R-13 is the source of this 1905-nucleotide messenger RNA. RefSeq lists its product as uncharacterized. The coding region runs from base 1 to 1905 and encodes 634 amino acids. The transcript is spliced from 2 exons. Lineage: Eukaryota; Fungi; Ascomycota; Dothideomycetes; Pleosporales; Pleosporaceae. The record is from RefSeq and is a predicted model, not a curated record.